This is a messenger RNA of Cheilinus undulatus (humphead wrasse), 3988 nucleotides long. It is a transcript of the gene smpd4, whose product is annotated as sphingomyelin phosphodiesterase 4. The coding region runs from base 155 to 2677 and encodes 840 amino acids. The record is from RefSeq and is a predicted model, not a curated record. Gene Ontology annotation, biological process: ceramide biosynthetic process; sphingomyelin catabolic process; glycerophospholipid catabolic process. The transcript has 20 exons. Gene Ontology annotation, molecular function: sphingomyelin phosphodiesterase D activity. Lineage: Eukaryota; Metazoa; Chordata; Actinopteri; Labriformes; Labridae.
GUCAACGGCUGCUGCCGCACACUCACUCAUGUUUGAACUGCUCUAAUGGAAACGCAAUCGAUUGGAAAGUAGUCAAAACCUUGAACUGUCGUCAGUAGCGAAGGUAGGAUCCAAGAGGACUGUACUUAUAAAGAAAUCAACACAAGGGUCCUUCAUGGCUGCUCAAACACUUCAACAGCCCAGUUUCCUACUGGCAAAUCUGAAAGCUGAUUCAACCACCAAACCUCUCCUUCAUCGAUGCCAGGAUCUGGUGAAGAUUAUUGAUGAGUAUCCUGCAAAGGAGCUGCACUUGAUCUUCCCCUGGUUGGUAGAGAGCGUGUUUGGCAGUCUGGAUGGUGUCAUCGCUGGCUGGAACCUGCGAUUCCUGCAUUCACGAAGCAAUGAGUACAACAUUGUUAUGGAGUUUCUUAACCCCAGCGGGCCGAUGAUGAAGCUUGUGUAUAAACUUCAAGCAGAAGAGUACAAAUAUGAAAUACCUGUCAAUUAUCUCCCGGGUCCUGUGAAGGCCUGCAUCCAGGAGGGGGUUCUUCCUGAUUGUCCUCUUUUCCACAACAAGCUUCAGUUCCCUCUGUCCGGUCUGCUGACUCUGAACCUCGCUCUCAAUCCUUUUGAGUUUUAUAUGUUCAACUUUGCCUAUUGUCUCAUCACGCCAAAGAAUCACCCUCAAGGCUAUCAUGGCAGCUCCACUGACAGUGCCUACUUUGUGCUUGUGGACACCUACCUCAAAUACUUCCUCCCCGGUGAAGGAAAUGUACCCCCGUCUCCUUUCUCUGACUCCAGAGGGUCUGUCACUGCACCUUCACCGAGAUCCUCCAGUGUUUCUUUUGCAGGUUAUGGUGUCCAUAGUCCCAGUCUCCUUAAACAUCACAUAUUUCAUCAGCCAACAGUCAACGCAGACCCGUCAGCUCAGGAGAUCUGGAGGACUGAAACACUCUUACAGAUGUUUGUGGAGAUCUGGCUCCAUCACUACUCGCUGGACAUGUACCAGAAGCUUCAGUCUCCUCAAGUGAAGCUGGCGCUGCUGCAGUACCGCCUCAGUAUGUCCAGCAUGCCGUGCCAACCCCACGCCCCACCAGGCUCUGGGACCCUCCACACCUACCAAGUACUUUUACCUUUUCAUUCACCCCCGCCCCUCUGGGGCCUCCUGGAGGAACCCUUCAGUCCAACAGAGGAGCACGUGUUGGUGGUGCGUCUCCUGGUGAAGCACCUACACGCCUUCUCCAACAGCCUGAAGCCCGAGCAGCUUUCGUCCUCACCUUCAGCUCACUCACACACUCACACCAGUCCCCUGGAGGAGUUCAAGAGAGUUGUAGUGCAGCGAUUUGUGCAACAGAAACUUUACCUGUUUCUGCAGCAUUGCUUUGGUCACUGGCCUCUAGAUGCCUCCUUCAGAGCGGUAUUGGAGACGUGGCUGAGCUACAUCCAACCUUGGAGAUACACAGGAGAAAAAACCAAUCCUCAGCCAGACCAAUCCAGAACAGUGCCUGACAAAUGGGAAUCUUUUGUUCAGGAGAACCUCCUCAUGUACACAAAGCUCUUCCAGGUGUUUUUGAACAGAACCGUGAGGACGGAUCUGGUCAAUGCCAAAAACGCUCUGAUGGUCUUCAGGGUGGCUAAAGUGUUCGCUCAGCCAAACCUCGCUGAGAUGAUCCAGAAAGGAGAGCAGCUGUUUCUGGAGCCAGAGCACGUCCUCCACCAUCGACAACCACGCGGCUACCUGACGCCAAACCAAGGAGGCAGCUUCCUGUCGUCACGGCAAAGAGUGAUGACAGAUGUGGUGUUCAAGGUAAAGAGCCACGUCUACGCUCUGGAGGGUCAGGACUGCCAGUACAAACAGAUGUUUGGUACUGAGCUCAGAGGAGGGGUCAUGAAGUUGAUACAGAUAAUUGCACAGGCUAGACAAACAGCCAAAAGGAUUUCUGAUCACUCCAAUGAGGUGUCAGCAAACACUUCUUUCCUAUCCUGGUUUGGGAUGGGCUCUUCGGAUCAUAACAACACGUUCGCCGGGGCCGAACCUGAGGAGAGCGGGGAGUGUUUGAAAAAGACCCACGAGUUCCUGGAGAGGGCUUUGGAGAAUCUUUGCCAAAUCUUCAAGCUGAACCAGGGCCAGCUGACUCAGCUAAUAUCCAACCUGAGUUCUUCCCAGGACGAUGGAAGCUCCAAACAGCUUCCAGACUGCAUCCAGAGUGAGAACGGACUUAUUCUGACUGACCUGGGCAGGAGGCAGAUUAUAAGUGGACUGCGCAGGUUCGAUAUUCACUACCAAGGAGACCCAGAGCUCCAGCCCAUUAGGAGCUACGAGAAUGCCCUGCUGGUCAGGCUCUUCUACAAGAUCUCCUCUUUGGUUAAUGAGAGGUUUGGAGGUCACAUGAGUGCACUCUGCUCCCGCCCAGACUUCCUGGGUCGUCUGGGUCGUCACUACUUUGCUGAUCACGAUUCAGCAACCAAACUGAAGCACAGCCCAGUGUCCCGAUGGAUGCUAGAGAGGAACCGACAGCCAAGGCUAAGCCUGCGUCCGCUGGCCAGCUACAGGACGAUACUGAUGCUGCUGCUCUUCUACAUGUUCGGAGCGCUGCUGUCAUUUGGCCCCAUAUCCAGCACACUGCUCAUCCUCACAGGGGGAUUUCUGUAUGGACUCUUCAUGACGCUUUUUGGAGACAAACUGAAGACACAUUAACAAAGCCACAGGGUUCCCAUGAAAUUUGCAGCUUAAUUCAGAGAUCACUUCUACAAAAAUGCUUUGUAAAAACAGAUGCAAACAGUUAAAAACCUUUAUGUUUUGUAUUAAGGGCUAUAAGUUAAUUUGUUUCAUACUUGGCUAACCCAGUGGGGAUAUCUUCUUGUUUAAAACCCCACAGAGAUGCCAUCAAACAUCUAAAACCCCAUAAUAUUUCAAGUAUCUGUGCCCAUAGCUGCCGUUUUUGCAGCAUUUCAUCACACACCGAGCACAAAAAUUCCCCAGCUGUUUUGUGGCUUUGCCCACAGCACUCUGAGUUUAAAAGAGUUUAACUUUUUAAACAGUGCUGCAUUCAUUAAUGCCACUUCUGCCUUAACUGACCGAUCAAAAGAUGGGUGGGCCUUAUGAUUUCACCUUUAACCCUGUUUACAUUUUGUAUUAACCAUGCAAUUGGGGCAUUUGAACCUCAAAGGACUGCACUGUAGUAUGUUCAGCCAUACUAUGCAUGUCUUCAGUGAUGUAUCAGCACACCUGCCCACCUUUUAUGGAAACAACAGGCCCUCCAUCAUUUCUGUGGCUCUCUUACCAUGGCUUAAUAUCCUGACAUGCUCUACAUGAUGAGUUAUCACAGUUGAGCCAGUUCUUAGAGCUGGCUUCUUUUGUGAACAGCAGAAGCUCGUAGUUUUCUUUUUUUUUAACCCAUUUUCUGCUGUUGUUUUAUCAUGUCCUUGAAAACAAGAAGAUAUUACGCUUACAUUUAUAAAAGACCCUGAGGACACUACUGAGGGAAGCAACAAUAAACGCUGGUGAGAAGUGCACUAAAAUGAAGGAUGUAGGCUAAAAGGCUAAAGGCUGGCAGUCAUGGACACGCCCUUGGGUUAGGGUAGGGGACACGCCCUCAUACUCAAACUAAAGGAACAGCGGCAAAAUUGGCUCAAACAUAAAUUUUUGGAUCUCUUGUCAUGACUCAUCAUGUGACAACAGUUGCCUUAAUAUGUAACUUUUUUCUGUAGAGAAUCGUUGAGCUUAUUGAGUGCUACAGUGAAUUAAGAAAUCAGAGUCAGAUUGGAUGUUAGUCAGGCAUACUCCUUAUAUUCUUAUGUUUUAGACUCUUAAGGUUUAGUAAUGUUUUAGCAGUCUCUAUUCAAAUGUUGCUUACAGUUUCAGCUUUUCAUGUCUAAGGAACGGCAGCUUUUUGAAUUCUGUGGGAACCCUGCUGGCAGGAGUUUGGCAGCUUUUUGUUCUUAAUGCUUUGACUGCUUUGCUGUAAAAUGUGGUCCAUAUAACUGUAAAUAAAGAUGCGAGUGUUGA